UCUCGUCAUAUGUCAAGUGAACCUGAAAGCCAUUUCUUCUUGCACAGAAACGCAAAGUCAUGCUGGUGCAGGAGCUCUUCCCCUCCACCCCCAGCUGCGCCACCCCCUUUGGACGCGCGCAGGACGGCAAGGACGCACUCAGUUCCGCUGUUUCUCUCUGUUGACGGCAGAAACUCAUCGUUUGCUGAGAGGAUCGGUGGAUUCAUUCAUAAAAAUAGCAACUAAAGCGAACACCAAGGGGCUGAGGAGAGUCUAUGAUCCUGUGGCGGCGCAGUUCCUCCAGCGCGUAACGAUCGCGUCGUGUUUACGAGUCCAACAGCUGACUUCAGGGACCAACCCCAUCACAGAACCAGCAGAAGAAAUUUGUCCUCACAUGCUGCAAAUCUCAGCCUCAGACGUUUGACCGCUUCCUUUUAUUAGAGGGAACGGUAAAUGACAACGGACCACUGAAACCUUAAAGUGGAUUUCUUAAAGCACCUGCAGAAUCCAGACUGGGACUUGGGAGUCAUCUGAUCCUGAUGCAGUCACUCAUGUCAAAACCUGGAUAAAUGAAUCCAGGACCUUUCUUCGUCUUGUUGGGGCACAGAAACACAAAAAACCUUCAAUUAUUCUGCACUGGCACAGGUUUUCCUUUCCUCUGGACUGUUUAAUCUGCCCUCUGGCAAUGGCUUUGAUCAGCAGGGAGUAUUUGUUCCCAACAUGUACACGAAACAUUUAUGACUGAGUAUACUUUUGGUUUAAUGGUGGCACAAUGGAUCUCCUGAGAGCAUCUGCUGAUCUUAGCUUCCAAUGCUUGAAGACCUAAAGAACUUACUCUCAUUUUGAACUUUAACUGGAUCAGAACUAAAAGAAAUCCGCAGAAAACUGGACCCAUUCAUUUUACUCCUGCAUGAUGAAUUGCCCAAUAAGGAAAAAACGUCCAACUUGUGACUCAGACUUUUCAGCCAUCGUGGUUCCCUCCAUGCACGGGUCAGGAUACCUCGACUACACGGUGGAGAACCACGCUCUCAGGUCCCUGAUGGUCAUGGAUGAGUUCCGAAAGCAUGGCAUGCUAUGUGAUGUGUUGCUGCAUGUCACAUACAAGGAGAGGGUGGUAGACUUCAAGGUGCACAGGGUGGUGCUGGCCUCCUGCAGCCCGUACUUCAGAGCCAUGUUCACCAGAGGCUUCAAAGAGUGCAGCGCUUCCGAGGUCACCCUGUGCGACGUGUGCCCCGAGGUGGUGGGACGGCUGAUUGACUUUGCCUACACGGCUCGUAUAACGGUGGGGGAGAAGUGUGUGCUGCACGUCCUUCUGUCUGCCAUGAGGUUUCAGAUGGAGGACGUGGCCAAAGCAUGCUGCGAUUUCCUCAUUAAGCACCUGGAGCCGGCUAAUGUCAUCGGCAUAUCGCGCUUCGCGGAAGAGAUUGGGUGCACAGAGCUGCAACAGCACUGCAGAGAGUACGUCAACACACACUUUAGUGAGGUGACAAAAGCGGAUGAGUUCUUCAGUCUCUCCCACUGCCAGCUGCUGGAGCUCAUCAGUCAGGACAGUCUCAAGGUUCUCUGCGAGUCUGAGGUGUACAAAGCCUGCACAGACUGGGUCCGCGCGGACAUGGAGAGCAGGGCUCAGUAUCUCCACGCCCUCCUGAACGCGGUCCACAUCUACGCACUGCCUCCGAAAUUCCUGAAAAAGCAGCUCGUCUCCUGCCCCAUCCUCAGCAAGGCCAAUUCCUGCAAGGACUUCCUGGCCAAAAUCUUCCAGGAUAUUACGCUGAGGAAGCUCACCCCGGCCCCGAUCCGUGGAACCCAGCUCAUCUACGUGGCCGGCGGGUACCAGCAUACGCAGAAUUCUCUGGCCUCCAUGGUUGCUUUUGACCCCAGGAGAAACAAUUGGCUGAAACUGGCCGACAUGGAAACUCCCUGCAGUGGUCUGGGAGCUUGUGCUCUGUUUGGACUCAUGUACACUGUGGGGGGCAAAAACCUGUCGCUUCAGAAUAACACAGAGUCCAACUCGUUAUGCUGCUACAACCCCAUGACCAACCAGUGGAGCCAGCGAGCCCCCAUGAACAUGCCCAGGAACCGAGUGGGGGUGGCAGUGGUGGACGGGUGCAUCUAUGCAGUGGGGGGCUCCCAGGGUUCUGUGCAAUACAACACAGUGGAGAGGUGGGAUCCAGACUCCAACCGCUGGUCGUUCAUCAGCCCCAUGUCGGUGGCUCGCCUGGGCGCUGGCGUGGCUGCGUGUGGGGGAGCUCUGUACGUGGCGGGGGGUUAUGAUGGCCACAACCGGUGGAACACAGUUGAGAAAUACCAGCUUGACACAAACACCUGGCACCCGCUGGCUCCCAUGAACACUAUCCGCAGCGGGCUGGGUUUGGCAUGUUUAAACUCCUCCCUGUACGCCAUCGGAGGCUACGACGGGCAGAGCCAGCUGUGCACAGUGGAAUGUUACAGCAUGGCCAGGAACAUCUGGGAGCCCAGAGCCUCCAUGCAUCACUGCCGCAGCGCACAUGGAGUCACCGUCCACCAGGGCCGCAUCUACGUCCUCGGAGGUUACAACCAGCACGGCUUCCUGUCCAGUGUGGAGUGCUACUGUCCUGAAACAAACACGUGGAUGUACAUAACGGACAUGCCAGAGGGACGCAGCGGCAUGGGUGUUACCGUCACCAUGGAGCCCUGCCCAGGGAGACUUCUGGAGCUGGAGGAGGAAGAGGACGCCGAGGUCAUGUAGGAUGGAGAAACGUGUGGAGUUUAAGUUUUUCUGAGUGAAAAGACUUUUUGGAGGGAAAUAAAAACUUCAUAAAUGUAUAAACUCAACAUCUCUCAUGUAAAAUAAACAAAAAUUAUUCCUUUUUUGAGAAAAAGAAUGAUAGUGUCUGCUUUGAGUUUGUCCACACUUGUCUGACAAACCAAUGAGACUGAAUUUAAUGAAGACUUCCCUACUUGUGAGAGACGAUGUUACCUUUAGGUUAAAUUAAGUUAUACCUCAGCUGAUUUCCAUUCUUUAGGAGAACAACUCUAAAAAAUGUAAAUACCAGACUGUAACAGAGCUACCGAGUCCUCCUUUCUCUUGUCUCUUUAAAAUGAAAUCUAUAUGCAAGCACUUUUCAUUAUACUGUUUUUACGUGUGUAAAAUCAAUUUUGUUUUGUUUCUUAAAUAAAUGAAAUUUGAAUUUUUUUUUAAA
Messenger RNA from Oryzias latipes (Japanese medaka), 3161 nucleotides. RefSeq names its product kelch-like ECH-associated protein 1a (gene keap1a). Lineage: Eukaryota; Metazoa; Chordata; Actinopteri; Beloniformes; Adrianichthyidae. Gene Ontology annotation, molecular function: protein binding. The record is from RefSeq and is a predicted model, not a curated record.